This is a messenger RNA of Capronia epimyces CBS 606.96, 2100 nucleotides long. RefSeq lists its product as uncharacterized. Lineage: Eukaryota; Fungi; Ascomycota; Eurotiomycetes; Chaetothyriales; Herpotrichiellaceae. The transcript has a single exon. Gene Ontology annotation, molecular function: protein binding. The record is from RefSeq and is a predicted model, not a curated record. Bases 1 to 2100 code for a protein of 699 amino acids.
AUGGAGUGGUCUUUUCCCUCCCAACUGCUGCAGUCGCAGUCUGUUGAAAUGCUUCAGAAGCCUUCCACGCUCUCAUUCCUAAACCCUGCUAUGAUCAUCCCUCGCCCUGUGUCAGAAGCAACCGAAAUCUUCGACACAGACAGCGAGGAUGACUCUGAUUCCGCUCAACCUCCGUGGGACUCCCUGGAUGACGACAGCCAGUCCACCGUGUCAAGCCAGGAAGAGCUGCCUACGCCGCCUGGCUCGGGCGGUCUAAGUAGCUUCGAAUUCCACUUUGAUCACGAGGCCGCGGUGGCCGGAGGCCCUCCGGGGCGGCAUCCCUUUCGGCAUAACCCAGAAAUCCUAAGCAAUCCUGAUGAUGAUGUUUUCAUCGGCCUGGCACCCGUCCGGGAACCAAAGACUGCUGCGAAAUCCAUCGGCGCUCUGAACACCGCCGUCGCACAGCUCGACGAGUCCCAGGUACGCGACUGGACUCCCCGGCAGGUUGCCGACUGGAUGGCCGAAUCCGGCUUCGAGCCUGGCGUCGUUGAAAAGUUCCUCAUUCACGACAUUUCCGGCAGUGUUUUGAUCGACCUGCAGUUUGAGGAUCUGAAGGAGCUCGACAUCAGCUCCUUUGGUAAACGACACCGAGUCAUGAGCUCCAUUCAUCAGCUUCGCAAUAGCAGUAUGAUCUCGCCAGACACUCUUCUGUCCCGAACGCCCUCGAGAAGCACCAAAAGUCCGAUGGCGCUUCAACCGCCUCCUCGUUCCGGUGAAUGCCAAGUGUUGACUCCCGACCGCUCUCGCUCCCGCCGCCGGGCUCGGCAGGUCGACACUGUGACCCCUGCCGAGUCUGUGUCCAUUGUGGGCAUCGAGCAGGUCCUUCCCAGAGAGCACAAGUGCUCCAAAGGCGAAGACUGCCCCAAAUGGCAAAAACAACAGCGGAGGAUUCUCCGCAUGCAGAGAGCAUUUGAGGAAGAUGCCCGCCGACCCAUCUCUGAGGCGCCUUCUGAAGCACUUCCCUCGGUCGUUGGCUCCUCAGAUGCCCUUGGCCCCUCCGCCCUCAAGAUCACCCCCGAAGCUCUGAGUGAAGUCCAGCCUCGUGAUGCUCAGGAGGGCGUCAGACAAUUCCUCAACUUCCAGCAUAUCCACUCCCCCUCUCACUCGUCCAAUCCAUCACCUCCUCCGGCGGCUUCCGCUUCAUUCGCCUCCAAGUCGGCCCACCUCGCCGAACACCUUCGGGAAUUACCCAAGCUCACCAUCCCCGCGGGCGAAAGCAAGGUUGAAAGCCCGUCCAGGACACCGCUCCCUGCUUUCCAACAGCCCACUCAAAUCCAGGUUCAGCUCAAAGCCCAACUGCAGGGUGAUCCAUAUCACUAUGGUGGCGUUGCUUCUCCAGCCGAUAUCUACCGGCUUGACACUCCGAUGUCAGCCACAGAUCUGCCUGUCACCGUCGUGGCCAUCGAUCCUUGCCAACGCGAUGUGUCUCAAUCUGUCCCUCCAGAGAUGCGCUAUGGCGCCACACCCUAUGCAGCCUGCCCGGAACCGAUACAACGUUGUGCAUCCGCUCAAAAUUCCCCUCCUCCACCGCCACCCCUUCAACCUCGGCGGCACUUUCGACAGACGUCUUUCACCCCAUCCGUGGCACCGGUCAAGGAGAACGAUGCUCAGGCCAGAGUGACUGAAUCCGACCUCGUCAACCAUCAGGGUUGGAUGCGCAAACGUCGGACGACUCGCAUGCUCCGCCACGAGUGGCAGGACAAUUUCUGCACUUUGGUCGGUAGCAAGCUUACCAUGCAUGAGACACACUAUCCCGAUGCUGCUCCCCUCGAGGCCAUCGACGUGGAUGCAUACACGCUGCACGCCUAUGCCCAAGCGUCGGGUUCGAAACUGAGCGCCGCGUUCAAGAAGAGCCUCCUCGGUCAGGGCAAAAUGCAGUCCGCGAGCCAGACGUUCACAUUCUCCCUCCUUCCUGACGAGAAACUUACGCCAGGUCGCAAACUGUUUGAUAAGACAAAGUCUCAUCACUUUGCCGUCGACACAUCCAAGGAACGAAUCGAGUGGAUGAGGAAGCUGAUGCUUGCCAAGGCCAUGAAGAAGAACGAUGUCUGCCAGAUCUGA